GCGGCGGGGGCUGCAAAAGUCGCGGAUCUCCGGUGUCCCCUAGCACACUCACCAAGGCCCCCGUUCUCUGCAGUCCCCACAGCAGCUCGCGAUGGCCCCGCGCAAGAACGCCAAGGGUGGCGGCGGCCACAGCAGCAGCAGCAGCAGCAGCGGCGGCUCGGGCAGCGGUAGCCCGAGCACCGGUAGCAGCGGCAGCAGCAGCAGCCCCGGGGCGCGGAGAGAGGCAAAGCACGGAGGACACAAGAACGGGAGGAAAGGAGGGAUUUCAGGAGGCUCCUUCUUCACGUGGUUCAUGGUCGUUGCGUUGCUGGGCGUCUGGACAUCCGUGGCUGUCGUGUGGUUUGACCUUGUUGAUUACGAGGAAGUUCUCGGAAAACUAGGAGUCUAUGAUGCGGAUGGUGACGGAGACUUUGAUGUGGACGAUGCCAAAGUUUUACUAGGGCUUAAAGAAAGAGCUACUUCAGAGAGGACAUUUCCACCAGAGGAGGCAGAAGCGCCAGCUGAGCAGCAGGGGCAUGCCGCUGAGGGGCCAGAAGUCCAGAGUGUUGAAGAUGAAGUAAAGGAGCAAACGGAGUCCCUUCUCCAGGGGUCAGCACACACAGGGCAUGACCUGCAGCUCGAAGCAGAAGGACCACAGCCAGAGGUUGAGGACUUCCUCACAGUGACUGACAGAGAUGACAGAUUUGAGGCCCUGGAACCUGGGACGGUCCCUGAAGAGACUGAGGAUAGUUACCAUAUGGAAGAGCCAGCAUCACAGGACCAUCCAAACGAUGUGGAAGAGUUGAUGAAUGAACAGGAAAACUCAGAGGAAGUAACACAACAAGACUAUGAUGAACCAGUAUAUGAACAUUCAGAAAAUGAAGGGAUAGAGCUUUCAGAUAAUGCCAUAGAAGAUUCCAGCAUAAUUUCAGAAGAAAUAAAUCACCCCUCCGUGGAGGAACAGCAAGACACACCACCAGUUAAGAAAAAGAAGCCUAAACUUCUGAACAAGUUUGAUAAAACCAUUAAGGCUGAACUUGACGCUGCAGAAAAGCUCCGGAAAAGGGGUAAAAUCGAGGAAGCAGUGAAUGCGUUUGAAGAAUUGGUUCGAAAGUAUCCUCAGAGCCCACGCGCGAGAUACGGCAAAGCGCAGUGUGAAGAUGACUUGGCAGAGAAGAGGCGGAGCAAUGAGGUGCUGCGCAGGGCCAUCGAGAGCUACCAGGAGGCCGCCAACCUGCCUGACGCCCCCACAGACCUGGUGAAGCUGAGCUUGAAGCGACGGUCAGAAAGACAGCAGUUUCUAGGUCACAUGAGAGGUUCUCUCCUUACCCUCCAGAGACUAGUUCAGCUUUUCCCUAGUGAUACCACCUUAAAGAACGACCUUGGCGUAGGAUACCUCCUGAUGGGAGACAAUGACAGUGCCAAGAAGGUUUACGAAGAGGUUCUGAAUGUGACACCCAAUGACGGCUUUGCUAAAGUGCAUUACGGCUUUAUCCUGAAGGCACAGAACAAGAUAGCGGAGAGCAUUCCCUACUUAAAGGAAGGAAUCGAAUCCGGGGAUCCUGGCACGGACGACGGCCGCUUUUAUUUCCACUUGGGUGACGCCAUGCAGAGGGUCGGGAACAAAGAGGCAUAUAAGUGGUAUGAGCUUGGCCACAAGAGAGGACAUUUUGCCUCUGUCUGGCAGCGUUCCCUCUACAAUGUGAACGGUCUAAAGGCUCAGCCAUGGUGGACACCCAGGGAGACUGGCUACACAGAGCUGGUGAAGUCUUUAGAGAGAAACUGGAAGUUGAUCCGCGAUGAGGGCCUCACGGUGAUGGAUAAAGCCAAGGGUCUCUUCCUGCCAGAAGAUGAAAAUCUCCGGGAGAAGGGGGACUGGAGCCAGUUCACGCUGUGGCAGCAAGGAAGGAAAAACGAGAAUGCCUGUAAAGGAGCUCCUAAGACCUGUGCUUUACUCGAAAAGUUCUCCGAGACGACAGGAUGCAGGAGAGGACAGAUCAAAUAUUCCAUCAUGCACCCUGGCACUCAUGUGUGGCCACACACGGGACCCACAAACUGCAGACUCCGAAUGCAUCUAGGGUUGGUGAUUCCCAAGGAAGGCUGCAAGAUCCGGUGUGCGAAUGAGACCAGGACAUGGGAAGAAGGCAAAGUGCUCAUCUUUGAUGACUCCUUCGAGCACGAGGUGUGGCAAGAUGCCUCAUCUUUCCGGCUGAUAUUCAUCGUGGAUGUGUGGCACCCCGAGCUGACCCCUCAGCAGAGACGCAGCCUGCCUGCAAUUUAAAAGGGAUUGACACAGACUUGGAUGCUCUCCAGGGAGGCUGCCUCUCUGAUUUUCUUUUCGGGUGUGGAUCUACAAGUUCAAGUGCCAUGACUCUCCAUUUCCUCACCUGAGCUAAAGACCUCUAAGGCUCCUUCUGGAUUGGGAAUGCUGGAGGGAGGAUUUGCCUUACUGCGGUUCACUUAGGAGG
Messenger RNA from Acomys russatus (golden spiny mouse), 2447 nucleotides. RefSeq names its product aspartate beta-hydroxylase (gene Asph). Gene Ontology annotation, biological process: peptidyl-aspartic acid hydroxylation. Gene Ontology annotation, cellular component: endoplasmic reticulum; membrane. Bases 92 to 2260 code for a protein of 722 amino acids. NCBI's taxonomy places the organism in Eukaryota, Metazoa, Chordata, Mammalia, Rodentia, Muridae. Gene Ontology annotation, molecular function: peptidyl-aspartic acid 3-dioxygenase activity; protein binding. The transcript has 23 exons. The record is from RefSeq and is a predicted model, not a curated record.